Messenger RNA from Aaosphaeria arxii CBS 175.79, 1422 nucleotides. RefSeq lists its product as uncharacterized. NCBI's taxonomy places the organism in Eukaryota, Fungi, Ascomycota, Dothideomycetes, Pleosporales. Bases 1 to 1422 code for a protein of 473 amino acids. The transcript is spliced from 2 exons. The record is from RefSeq and is a predicted model, not a curated record.
AUGUUAUUCUUGAUCUACCAAGCUUUGUUGCUCGCUGGACUCUUUGGGUCGUAUUCAGCUGGUGUGGUUCUUACUAUCACAAGGCCGAAGCAUCCCCCAGCGCCAACUGCAACUUUUCCUCCUUUGUCAGCCCAAUUUCGAAGACUACCAGUGAGAAACCAGGCUUGUUGGAAGUCCCACUACGACUAUUCUUUCACGAGCCACUGGCUGAUGAAGGAAUUCGCAAAAAGCUCGACAAGAAUAGCCACGACCUUUUCCCCACCCCGAUCUGGAACGAGCUACUACACGUACGACCAUACUACCAACUGUGAAACGACACUCUUUGGUACCAGUACCUUGUGCGAUAAAAUUCCAAGGGCCUCCGGUCGUUCUGUCAGUUGUGAGACUGUACCUACGGUUGGCUCGUAUGAAUACUACGAAUACAUGAGCGAGAUCGCCGUUAUCACACCAACCUGGACAAGCGAUUACGAAAAGCCAAAGCCAACAUGCCAAGUAGCUCCCGAUUUGAGUCCUUUAUGUGCCGCAUUCUUCGAGGCCUGGGAGUACCGGAAAGAGAGAUGGCAGAAGGAGAACAGCAACUUCACCGAGAGAGAUCAGAGGACCUACUGGGCAAUCCCUCCAUGCAUUCCACUUACCGAAAUCCCUCCUCCAAAUGCCAGCCCAAGAUGUAAAAUAUCAGCUGAAACCUACUCAGCUUACCAUUGGGCAGAUCGAGCUGCCAGUGGAUCUGAAUUCUGUAACCAAAAUCGGUCCGCAGCCACAGUAACGCCAACGAUACCGGGAAAACCUAACACUGUCGUAGUAUCAGGCUACACUCUUACCAGCCCCAGCGUCUAUCACUUCCUGAGAAAGGUGCAGGUGCAAACAUACAUUGGGCUUGCUGAACAGCCAGGAGGCUUUGGACCCCAGGCCUACGAUGUCUGGACUAUUUCAACCGCACUUCCUGGUUCUAGACCUCUCACUGUUGCGCAGUUGGAACCGGAAAUUCUUACCGCUUCUAAGAAAUGCAUAGGUAUCGAAGGCGACAUAUGUACCAUGAACUUCGAUACCGACUUUCUUGUUGAUGAUGUUUCCAAAGUUCGUAAGGAAAAGUACGACCGCUUCUGUGAUAGUGAGUGUCUGAAGUCAGACAACGGAUAUAUUCUGCAGAAUUCAUAUCGCCCAACAAUUGCCAUCCCAAUUAGCGAGAUAAUUGGGCAGAACGGUGGACUCUUUAGUGAUUGUGGGUGGACUUUGCGUGAAAGCAAUUACGAACAUGGGUGGAGGAGCUACACAGAAAGCAGCAUUCCGGCUCUUCUUGUGAAGGAUGUUGCCUCGACGGCCUUUGUACCUUUAACGGCCAGCACCUCUCCGACUCCCUCCGUGAAACUUGUGUUGGCCCCUGGUUCCAAGACACAGCCUUUUGUACGGCCAACAUCCUAA